AUGGGGAUGAAGGUCCUUCAGUUUCUCCGACACAACAUCCUCCUCAUCUCUACACUUCUCGCUGUUGUACUGGGAAUUGUUGCUGGGAUGGUGUGCCGGCCCCUCAAGCCGUCCUCUGACACUAUUCAUCUUGUGCAGUUUCCUGGAGAGCUUUUCCUUCGUAUGCUGAAGAUGCUGAUGCUGCCUCUGAUAAUAGCUAGUAUCAUUACAGGUCUUGGGAAUAUGAAAGGAUCAUCUGCCGGAAGGAUAGGUGUACUGUCUAUGGUUUAUUACGCAAGUACCUCUGUUGUGGCAACACUGGUUGGCUUGACAGUAGUCCUGACCAUCAAACCUGGAGCUUACUCAGACUCGUCAACAGCCUAUAUAUCACACAACAACGCCAUGACGUCAACAACUGAUAUUUUUUUGGACUUGUUGAGGAACAUAGUGCCAGACAACAUAGUUGCUGCAACAUCCCAACACUCAAGCACUGUGACAAGGACAGAGGAUGGUGGCAGCUUCAGUUAUGAUUUCUUGAAUGAUACUGAAAAUUCUACAGAAGUCAACAUGACAAAUCAACUAUCUUCAACAAGAAAAACACAGCUGGUUGAUGGUGCAAAUAUCUUAGGAGUACUUAUGUACUGCAUUGUUUUUGGUGUGACUCUCAGCCAACUCGGUCGUAGUGGAACAGUGGUGACAGAGUUCUUUACUGUCAUCAAUACCGUCACCCUAAAAAUGAUCAGACUUGUUAUGUGGUAUUCACCGUUUGGCAUACUGUUUCUCAUCAUGGGCCAGAUAAUGUCCACAACUGACAUGACGGAGACUGGACAAACACUGGCUAUCUACAUUGCAACUGAGUUGGCCGGAUUGGCAAUCCAUUCACUGGUGGUCCUUCCAGGCUUGUAUUUCAUCCUGACAAGAAAAAACCCAUUUGCCAUAUACCUCAAAAUAGUGCAAGCUCUUCUGACAGCCUUUGCAACUGCCUCCAGUGCUGCCACGCUGCCGGUGACCAUGCAGUGCGUCGAGGAGCGGAUGAAGAUAGACACACGAAUUUCCCGUUUCGUCCUCCCAGCAGGAGCCACAGUCAACAUGGACGGCGGUGCUGUGUAUGCUGCCAUUGCGCCUGUGUUCAUAGCACAGUACAAUGGAGUCAGCCUGUCAUUUGGAGAUGUAAUAAUUGUUAGUUUAACAGCUAUUCUCAGCAGUGUUGGAACUGCUGGUGUGCCAGGUGCGGGUUUAGCUGUCCUGCUGCUUGUCCUUAAAUCUGUUGGACUCCCGGAUCGAGGCGUCUCGUUCCUGAUCACGGUAGAAUGGCUGUUAGAUAGAACUCGCACCAUGGUAAAUGUGGCUAGUGAUUGCCUGGUCGUAGGAGUUGUCUCCCGUUACACGAAUCUUCCUCCACGUGACCAGUCAGAGACACAAAGUGAGCCGCUACGUGAGGAGCAGGUGAUGCUCGAGAGUGAACUGGUGUGA
Molecule: messenger RNA, 1452 nt
Organism: Haliotis rufescens (red abalone)
Lineage: Eukaryota; Metazoa; Mollusca; Gastropoda; Lepetellida; Haliotidae
Product: excitatory amino acid transporter-like
Exons: 9
Coding region: 1-1452 (483 amino acids)
Biological process (GO): L-glutamate transmembrane transport
Cellular component (GO): plasma membrane
Molecular function (GO): neutral L-amino acid transmembrane transporter activity; glutamate:sodium symporter activity; L-glutamate transmembrane transporter activity
Source: RefSeq, a predicted model, not a curated record